AUACCCCCCGGACGCCUCCCCGUUCCAACCUUACUCUGCAGCCUCGGAGCAGCCGCCUCCCUUCCAAGAACACACAACGCAAGAGGAGCAGAGCAGUUCAGAUCAGAGCAGGGAAGGAGCAAGCACAAUGGGGAGGGCUCCGUGCUGCGAGAAGAUGGGGCUCAAGAAGGGUCCAUGGACGCCGGAGGAGGACAAGGUCCUCGUCGCCCACAUCCAGCGCCACGGCCACGGCAACUGGCGCGCCCUGCCCAAGCAAGCCGGGCUGCUGCGUUGCGGCAAGAGCUGCCGGCUCCGGUGGAUCAACUACCUGCGGCCGGACAUCAAGCGGGGCAACUUCUCCAAGGAGGAGGAGGACACCAUCAUCCAUCUCCACGAGCUGCUUGGCAACAGGUGGUCCGCAAUUGCCGCCAGGUUGCCCGGGAGGACGGACAACGAGAUCAAGAACGUGUGGCACACCCACCUCAAGAAGCGCCUCGAUGCGCCGGCUCAGGGCGGUCAUGUCGCGGCGAGCGGCGGCAAGAAGCACAAGAAGCCGAAGAGCGCGAAGAAGCCAGCCGCCGCCGCCGCCGCGCCGCCGGCGUCGCCCGAGCGGUCCGCCUCGUCGUCGGUGACGGAGUCCUCGAUGGCCUCGUCGGUGGCGGAGGAGCACGGCAACGCCGGGAUCAGCUCGGCGUCCGCGUCCGUGUGCGCCAAGGAGGAGAGCUCCUUCACCUCGGCUUCCGAGGAGUUCCAGAUCGACGACAGCUUCUGGUCGGAGACGCUGUCGAUGCCGCUGGACGGGUACGACGUGUCCAUGGAGCCCGGCGACGCGUUCGUCGCGCCGCCAUCCGCCGACGACAUGGACUACUGGCUCGGAGUGUUCAUGGAGUCCGGCGAAGCGCAAGACUUGCCGCAGAUCUAGAGAAAGAGAGAGAAUUUUACCGUUUCUUCGGUUAAUUGAUUUGUUUUUUCUCUCUCUGCCGCCAUCUUGCACCGGAGGGACAUAGCUAACAGACAAGAGUGUCCAUGAGCGAAUCAUCAAGCAGGAAGAACGCGAAUCAUGCGAUGCGAUGCGAUGAGAUGCACCCAGUAGCUUUGAUAGUUAAUUUUCUUUUUUUACCUCCUUCCUGUAUGUAUAGAAACAGAAGAGAUCAGUGAUCGAAACCUGAGAUCCUUUCUCACAAUGUGCAAACUGGAUCAUCAGAAAACGGGCUCUGCGUUUCUCAUUUGAUUAAUUAAAUUCAACUUGCACGCUAA
Molecule: messenger RNA, 1236 nt
Organism: Oryza sativa Japonica Group (Japanese rice)
Lineage: Eukaryota; Viridiplantae; Streptophyta; Magnoliopsida; Poales; Poaceae
Source: RefSeq, a predicted model, not a curated record